UACAGAUGGCUAGAGGUUACCGUGACACAAGAGAUCGUGCCUUCAGAAAGAAACCCAGCACUCAAACCCAGAGUGUGCGCUCAAAUUCAGGUAACGCUAUUGGCGUUGUUGUUCCUCUCGGGUCCGUUGACAGUAAACAAAGCGCUCGUCGUCAGAACGGCAUAUGGGAUUCUGUUACCUGCCUCUUAGACCACCCGGGACAUCGGACUCGAAUGUAUUUAUGUGAAGCUCACAAUGCUAAUUGUGGGGUACGACAUCUGUGCUAAGCUGAGAUCGAUAGAAGUUUUUAAACAUAUUUUAAGCCUGGCAGUAUGGCGAAAAUUCCGCUCAAGUUUAGAAGUACGAACGAUUUUUCCACUGUUCAGGUCACCUAUGAUGCUGAAAAACAGUCGUUUACUGGCUUUUAUCAGGGUACAAAAUCAAAGAAGGAGUGUCUGAUGGCCGUGUUCACCUUAAAUUUGAAAGAGACGUCCCCCGAGGGUGAAGUGAUGUACACACCUUGGCUGAUAACGUCACCUUUCUCGCAGGCAAAGUUUGAACUACCUCUCGCUCCGUAUCUUUUCUCCCCUGAGAUUUGUGUUGCGCCUGCGCCAUGUACAAGUGAAGUUCAGGAUACCCGUAAGAACACUUCCCAGUGUGUCGCGAGAGUUCAUUUUACGAGAAGCUCAGGGGUAGCAGAUUUCCCGUAUAUCGGCGUUGGCGAGCCUCUCGACUUUGCAGAGCUUGUUGGCCUCGGACCAAAAAUGACUGCUAUCUGUUUGUACAAACGAGCCUUGGAUUUCCUUGGGCCUAACAAACAAACAAACGCAGCCAUGAGCCAAGCAACUUUUUUAUACCGCGAUAAGUCCAAGGAGUAUUUUGGUGACAUAUUCCUAAAUCACGGUGGAGUUAUGCACCCCUACCUGAAAGACAACACUGGCGACCCAAAGUGUCCUAUUACCAACAGACUUAAGGGGCUGUUUUUCUCCACAGCCAUAUCGAGGAAGUCAAAGUUGCCUCUAGUCUAUUCACCCUUUGGGCCUCAUCGAUUUUUGGUACCACUCACAGAGUUACUGCAAAAUACUGGGUCAUGGAAACUCUAUUUUGCGGACUUUUAUUGUUUGGACAGAGACAAGCAAAACUCACACCAUGUAAAUCUUGUCCUUUGUGAAAAAGACACAGAUGCUUAUAAAAUGUGCGAAGAGUGUUUACUGGCGUUACCCUCAGGAAAUCCCUUCUUGCAAGUGGUAGCUGGUCAUUCCGAAUAUCUUGUCAAUUCUCACAUCAAGGUAGAAGUCAUUUAUACCAAAGAGAUUGAUAUCGUCAGAAUGUGCCGUGACACAGAUGCAGAAAUGCAAAUUGUUCCAUCCCAUGGAAGAUCGGACCCAAGGGGAAUCCCCAAAAAUCCAAAAUGUGUGAAGUGCAAUACGGUAUCGUAUCUAAAAUGGGACGCAAUAUCAUCCAGCUGAGACGUUCCCAGGGACGAAGGAAAUAAAGAUGUCUGGGAAUUUACUAACCUGUCACCAAUGAGGUCACAGCUUCUAAAUCAUUAUCAUAAAUCAUUCAAGUGAAAAACCAGUUGAAAUGGUGAUACGUUUUCAAGGAUUCCUUAUCUCUCUCGAGAGAGAGUCCAGUUCAUCGUCUACCAUUCUGUCGAGUAGUUUUUGAGUAACAAUCUGGAGGUUUUAACCCUAUGAUUAGUUCGGGAAAGACUUUUUGGGAUAAAAGCAGGCUUUCGGGACUAUACUCGCCAUAAAUUGAGCAUGUUUAUGAGUCUGCUGAUAGCUUAACUAUUGCUGUUUGUUUUAUUGUUUAUCAUUAAUAAGCAAUCAGUUAACACGUAAGCCGUAUAUAUGACGGCAUAUCCCCCUGCAGAGGUCAGCGACACAUGAAACGCAGUGACAACAACGGCUCGGUUCAAUAAGCCAGACUAUAGCCGUUUUAUAUGUUUGCGUGUGUAACUAUCGCCAUUUAAGUAUUUUAAUUUUUUUAAUUUAAGUCUUUCUUUGUUUCACGAAGAUCAGGGAACUCUUCAACACCAAAACAAAACUAUAUACACAAAUACGGAAAUUAAACAAAAUGGUUUCUCACGUGUGCCAGAUAAACAGGAUAUUGGUCAUUUAUGUUGGCUUUUCAAUGAUAACUGUGCUUUGUACGACAUUUAUCUUUAUAUUUCAUUUGUUUAGCAUUUUUGCCAACGGAUUUGGUUUAGUAUUUAAAAGAUAUUUUUAAUUGUAUUUCACAAGAAUUAUAUUUAAUGAUAUUUUAAGGUUACUGUAUAUAAGAAGUAUAUAAGUAUAAGAAUUAUAUAUAUUAAGUAUAUAAGUAUAUACCCAGGAGUCUCUCACCAAUGCGGUCGCCGUGAGUUCAAGUCCAGCUCAUGCUGGCUUCCUCUCCGGUCGUACGUGGGAAGGUCUGUCAGCAACCUGCGGAUGGUCGUGGGUGUCCCCCGGGCUCUGCCAGGUUUCCUCCCACCAUAAUGCUGGCCGCCGUCGUUAAAGUGAAAUAUUCUUGAGUACGGCGUUAAACACCAGAUAAAUAAAUAAAUAUAAUUUACUGUUGACAAACAAAAUGGAAAUAAGCAUGUUCUUGUCGCUCGAAUGCUGCUGUUGAUAUAUCCAAUUUGAUGGUGCUAUGCAGCAUGAUGCAUAUACAGUCCCUUGCCCCAGAUACACUGUACCUCAAUGACAAACUAAAACUGUACAAAUGCGCGUUAUUUUUGUUUUGUUUUGUUUUGACCUGCUGUAAUUGAUACAUUCUUUCCAUCACCAUUCGGCCUAUGGGGUUUUCAUCCUCGUGUUUUAUGUGAUUACCUCUCCGUGGAACAAGGUGCAUAUAAGGCCAGCCUUAAUCUCUAGUCGUGGGUCGUGGGUUUCCCCCGGGCUCUGCCAGGUU
Molecule: messenger RNA, 2874 nt
Organism: Liolophura sinensis
Lineage: Eukaryota; Metazoa; Mollusca; Polyplacophora; Chitonida; Chitonidae
Product: phytanoyl-CoA hydroxylase-interacting protein-like
Exons: 1
Coding region: 312-1448 (378 amino acids)
Source: RefSeq, a predicted model, not a curated record